AUGGAGGAGUAUCUAUCCGAACGUUAUAUGGUACGUGACAAGAGAACACAGCUAGCUGAAUCGUUGGGACUCUCCGAGGCCCAAGUGAAGACAUGGUUUCAGAAUCGACGAGCAAAGGACAAGAGGGAGAAGAAAACCGACAGUCCGCAAAGAAGCCCGUCGGAUUCAGCAAAUGUCUCGGUGGCGGAUGAUUCUGUCCUAGAAAACAGCCUGUCCUCAUCGUUGAUGUCGCCGUCGCCAUCUGUCGAGCCAGCGACUGCCGUGACGGGAGAUCCGACACCACCAUCUCAAGUGAAACCAGCCAGUCCGAUGCUUCAAAAUAAUCAAGUACUCUCCGGUCUUCUACAAGGGCGCUCUCUACCGGAAUAUUCGCCAUAUUUCACCAGUUUGGCGCUACCUCAUCCCGAAUCAGCGCCGCCUGCAUUUCUUCAUAGUCCUGUGAUAAAAUCGGAGACCAUGGAGAGCGCUGUAAAGGACAUCUACAAAAUGCCUACAAAUAUCUACGAACAAAGUUUCGUUCCCUUGUACACUCACAUUCCUUACAGUUUUAGCCCAGUUACUUCGUCCAAUAGUCCAGGCUAUGUUCCUGAACCUUUAGCACCAGUUGCCAAUGAUGAGGCAUUGGUGGCUGAACCAACUCAACUCACUGCUCUGUAA
This is a messenger RNA of Cooperia oncophora, 657 nucleotides long. The record is from the annotation of a GenBank genome assembly. NCBI's taxonomy places the organism in Eukaryota, Metazoa, Nematoda, Chromadorea, Rhabditida, Trichostrongylidae.